AUGUCUCAACCAAGCCCGGCAAGCCUCAUGGCUAUCAAAAUCGUCAUUGUCGGCGCCGGCUCUGUAGGCGUGACAACGGCGUACGCGCUGCUGCUCAGUGGCCUCGCGGCGGAUAUCGUGCUGAUCGACAUCGACGGGAACCGCGCCCAGGGCGAGGCCAUGGAUCUCAGCCACGCGGGACACUCGGCCCAGGCCCGCGUGCGCGUGGGCGAGUACGAGGACUGCGCCGGCGCCGCGGCCGUCAUCAUCACGGCCGGCGUCAACCAGAAGCCCGGCCAGACGCGCAUGGAUCUCGUCAAGACCAACUACGCCCUGUUCCAGGACGUCGUGCCGCGCGUCGCCAGCAACGCCCCCGAGACGGUCAUAGUGGUGGCGACCAACCCCGUCGACGUCUUGACGCACGCGGCGCAGCGGCUCUCGGGCUUCCCCGUGCAGCGCGUCAUCGGGUCCGGCACGGCCAUGGACACGACGCGCUUCCGCCACGAGCUGGGCCACCACUACGGCGUCAACCCGCGCAACGUGCACGCCGUCAUCAUCGGCGAGCACGGCGACAGCCAGUUGCCCGUGUGGUCGCUAGCCAGCAUCGCCGGCAUGCGGCUGCGCGACUACUGCGCCCAGAAGGCCAUCGCCUACGACCAGGACGCCAUGGACGCCUGCUCGCGCCGCACCAAGGAGGCCGCCUACGAGAUCAUCCGCCGCAAGGGUAAGACCAACUACGGCGUGGCCUCGGUGCUGGUGAGCAUCAUCGAGCCCAUCAUCACCAACAGCGACGCCAUCAUCACCGUGUCGCGCGUCGGCACCUACGCCGGCGUUGCCGACGUCGCCCUGAGCAUGCCCUGCAAGCUCAACCGCAACGGCGCCCACCAGGACGUGCCCCUGCUGCUGAGCGAGUCUGAGAGAGGGCAGCUGAGGGAGUCGGCGCUGAGUAUCAAGAGCUUUAUUGACUCGACAAAGGUGGAGGGAGUCUAG
Molecule: messenger RNA, 969 nt
Organism: Lasiosphaeria miniovina
Lineage: Eukaryota; Fungi; Ascomycota; Sordariomycetes; Sordariales; Lasiosphaeriaceae
Product: L-lactate dehydrogenase-like protein
Exons: 2
Coding region: 1-969 (322 amino acids)
Biological process (GO): lactate metabolic process; pyruvate metabolic process
Cellular component (GO): cytoplasm
Molecular function (GO): L-lactate dehydrogenase (NAD+) activity
Source: RefSeq, a predicted model, not a curated record